UAUGUUCCCCUUUCUCAUCAUUCUUCUCAUAUUAUUCCAAAUAUGGCAAAGCCACUUCUAAUUUUUGUAAUUUUGAUUCUAAGUCUUAUAUUUUCAUGUUCAGCUACUAACUACAUUGUGGGUGAUAGUUCUGGCUGGGAUAUUAGUACUGAUCUUGAUACAUGGUUAGUAGGAAAGAAAUUCAAUGUUGGUGAUGUUCUUGUGUUUCAAUAUUCGUCGUUCGAUAGUGUGUCUGAGGUAACGAAGGAGAAUUUCGAGGGGUGCAACACGAGCAACGUGCUAGAUUCUAGUAAAAAUGGGAACACAUCUUUCCCAUUGACAACCCCAGGGGACAGAUAUUUUGUUAGUGGGAAUAGGCUACAUUGUCUUGGAGGAAUGAAACUUCAUGUAAAUGUAGACAAUUACAUUGCAGCAUCACCAGCUGCAGCACCAGAAGCAGAAGCAGGGGCCUCAUUUCCUUCUUCUAAGAGCAAUAAUCCCUCAGUUGUUCCUAGUUUUGCAUUGUCCAAUCAUGUUAGAUUGGAUUCUCUACUCCUUAUAACUCUUGGCCUUUUGUCCUUGGCAAUUUCACUAGUGUAAAGUUGAGGAUUUUCACAUUUUGAAGGUGUAUUUUGACUUGUUUGA
This is a messenger RNA of Nicotiana tabacum (common tobacco), 624 nucleotides long. Its product is annotated as stellacyanin-like. NCBI's taxonomy places the organism in Eukaryota, Viridiplantae, Streptophyta, Magnoliopsida, Solanales, Solanaceae. The record is from RefSeq and is a predicted model, not a curated record. Gene Ontology annotation, cellular component: plasma membrane. Gene Ontology annotation, molecular function: electron transfer activity.